Saccostrea cuccullata (small rock oyster) is the source of this 3227-nucleotide messenger RNA. Its product is annotated as patched domain-containing protein 3-like. The coding region runs from base 301 to 2940 and encodes 879 amino acids. The transcript has 4 exons. NCBI's taxonomy places the organism in Eukaryota, Metazoa, Mollusca, Bivalvia, Ostreida, Ostreidae. The record is from RefSeq and is a predicted model, not a curated record. Gene Ontology annotation, cellular component: membrane.
UUCCAGAUGAAUACUGAUUUUUGACGAAGGGUGACGCGGCUUUGUCACAAAUUACUCGUCACGGGCGUCGGGGUGCCGUCUAUUAUAACCUAGGGGCUCUAUUACCCGACAUGCGGUAAUGGUGUUUGAAUAUCGCAAAAAUAAACAUUGAGACGCUUUCUUAUCGGCGGGGGUGAUCCGGGGUUAAGGCUACAUCGAACAUUGCCGGACGACGAACCGAAAGCUUCCACAAAGGAAGUACAGAGGGGUUUCACGAUAUUAAGGAUGUGAUUUCUUGGCAGGCAGAUUCUCAUCUUCACCAUGUCGUCCAUGUGUUUUUCUCGAUGCUAUACUGCGCAUGACCGGAAGAUCGCCCGUUUAUUUGGACGUUACGGUCGACUGAUUGCGCGACAUCCAUGGAUCUUUAUCAUCUGCUCCAUCAUUUUAAACCUUCUUCUCGGGAUCGGCCUUCUUCGACUGAAGUUUGAAAACGAUCUGGAGACGCAAUACCUUCCAGAAAAUAACCAGGCUUCUCAAGAUCGCGACAUUGUUAGGAACGUGUUCGAAUCAUCUAGUCGUGAAAACUUUCAAAUCCAUUCUUUGGCUGAUGUCGGUUAUUUCGCAGAAGUUAUAAUUCGCUCUAAGGAUGGAAGGAAUGUAUUCGAUAAUAACGCAUAUCGCGAGGUGCAGAAAAUCCACAACCUUAUUACAAAGAACAUAGUGACUGUAGACCAGUCAAACAACAAUUCGUCCUAUGAAUCUCUCUGUGCAAAGAACAAUAAUAAAUGUGUUAUAUUCGGAGAGGAACUUCUCUCUGCAGACUUUAUCAGACAUUUGCAAAAUAAAAGCGUGACAUACCCUGUGUACAAGGAAACAGUUUUGUUGUCCGCCAUGUUGGGAAAGGUGGAAACCGAAGAUGACCGUUUUGUUUCAGCAGGAAUGCUAAAACUACGAUACUACCUCCAGAAGUAUCCAAUAGAUCAGGGUCAUCUAUCAGAGAGGUGGAUCAAAGAAUUUGUGACUUUCAUACAGAAUAUUCAAACAAAUUACACAGAACUGGCCUAUACCUAUCACAAUGCUUUGGAUGAUGAGGUAACCCAAAGCUCCAUGGCUGAGGCCCAUUUGUUCAUGAUCACAGUAGGGCUCAUGGUGGUCUAUGCGUCCAUAACAACUGCCGGAAGACGCAUUGACUGUGUUUACGACCGACAGAAUUUGGGACGCGUCGGCGUCUUUUGUGCGAUUCUCUCUAUGAUUCCUGCGGCGGGAAUAGCCAGCGCCUGUGGGAUGAAGUUUAUGAAUUCUGUUGGAGUUAUGCCGUUUUUGAUCAUAGGCAUUGGAAUCAACGAUAUGUUUAUCAUCGUAUCUGGGCAUGCGCAGACUAUAGGUCAGGAGAUGUCAUUAGAGGAGAGAAUGGAACACACCCUGCGGACCAGUGGACUGGCUAUUACAGUCACCUCUCUCACGGAUUUAAUAACCUUCUUCAUUGGCUACACGUCUCUGUUUGUCACCAUCCAAAACUUCUGCAUCUAUACAGGUCUUGCCGUUUUCUUCUGCUACGUCAAUCAGCUCACUAUCCUAGCGCCAUCUAUUGUGAUUCAUCAGCAGAAGAUGGACGCUGCGAAGCAUUCAGUGACGUGUAGAUCCACAAAACCUCGGGCACAGCUCAGAAGCGAGGGCUUCUCGGCGUGUUAUGUCACGUGCUGCUCUGGAGAGAAGCCUACGUCACGAGCGGAUGUUGAAAGUUUGCUCGAGAUUUACCCAAAACGUUUUGUUCAGUUCCUGGCUCGCCACGCCGCCUCUCGUCUGGUUAUUUUCAUUCUAUACCUGGGAUACAUUGCUCUCUCUGUAUGGGGAGUUACAUCAUUGAAGCAGGGCUUCAGAUUUUCAGAUUUAGCUUUGGAGAGUUCUGACUAUUACAAAGCUAGCACAUGGGAUUUUGAGAAUUUCCGAUGGGAAAUUCCCCUUCAAAUUGUAUUCAAAGAUCCAAUUGAUUAUCAAAACGAAGAAAAACGCCAGCAAAUUGUUAACUUCCUAAUUAAACUUAAAAUGGAACCUCUUAUCAAAGAUAACCUUGAAAUAAACUGGUUAUCAACUUACAUUACAGUUGUGGGAAAUGGUACUUUUGGAGACAAAUUUAUGUCUUUAAGACAUUUCCUAAACGACACAAGAAUUUUUAAGGGAGAUGUGAUAUUUUCUCCAAACUUUUCACAGAUAAGCUACUCACGAUUUUACUUGUUUUCGGAGAAUUUAAGGACCAGUGACGUUCAGGGACAAUUUCUUCUCCGCAUUAGAGAGCUUGAACAAACAUCCGGGCUACCGUGUUUCAUCUACUCACCACUCUUUGUUUACUUUGAACAGUACGCCAUCGUGGUGAGAAGCACGCUACAGACAGUUGGUGUGGCAGUAGCCGCCAUGUUUUUAGUCGCGUGUUUUUUCAUGCCUCAUCCUCUCAUUAUAAUUUUCGUGUCUGUCUCCCUCGUGUCUAUUCUUCUGGGAGUGUUCGGAUUUCUCCCGUUCUGGGGUCUCAACAUCAGCUCUGUUACAAUGAUCGAACUCAUCAUAUCUGUAGGAUUCUCCGUGGAUUUCAGUGCGCAUCUGUGUCACGCAUAUUUAACGUCACAGUCACGUGACCGAAAGGGGCGUGUUCAGGAUGCACUUGAGUUGGCAGGCGGUCCUGUUAUAAAUGGAGCUCUGUCAACAAUUAUCGGCCUUGUAAUGUUGAAUUUCUCCCAGAGUUUUAUUUUCCAGUCGUUUUUCAAGGUGUUAUUUACGGUGAUUGUGUUUGGACUUAUUCAUGCAGUUCUCAUUUUACCGACAUUCCUCUCUGUCAUCGGGCCAAAGGUCAGAAUAUUGUCUGAUACCAAACCCGACCCAAAAAUAAAAUCAGAAGUGUACAAUGGUGUAAAUCACGAUGCUUAUAAUGGUGUGAAUCUUCCUCUUGUUCGUGAAGAAAAGAUGUAAAUGUGAAAUACUCGUAAAAGACUUGCGCAACGUUUGAAAUAGACUGAGAGUAGUAGAGCUGAAUCGGUGAAGAAAAAUUUUAAAAGGAUCGAGGGAUAAACUAUCCUUACAGUGUGUGAAAAUUUUUAACCCUGGAACGUGAAACUCAGCACAGCUUUGUCACCUUGACUGAUUUGGCUGGAGUUUUAUGUGUCUUUUGGUCAGUGUAAAACAUGUUUAUUAUUUGAUAAUGUUUCCUCUAAAUCAAGUGAAUGAAAUUGUCUCAUUUUGGCGCGGAGCGCAUAAUG